Molecule: messenger RNA, 1953 nt
Organism: Onthophagus taurus
Lineage: Eukaryota; Metazoa; Arthropoda; Insecta; Coleoptera; Scarabaeidae
Source: RefSeq, a predicted model, not a curated record
AUGAGCACCAUCCUCUCUUCCCAUGAGCGCAAUGUAAAUCACAUUGACAAUUGUCAAGUUUGGCGAGAAUUAGAAGUUCGCCUACGUGAAAAUAAAACCAUUGACGCCAUGCACCAAAAGAAAAUUAAACAACAGGAGAGCUAUUGGAAACAAAUUUUACAUCGUUUAAUAGCCUUGGUGAGAACUCUGGGUGGACAAAACUUGGCCUUUCGCGGUUCAAAGGAUAAAUUAUAUGACCAUAAUAACGGCAACUAUUUAAAAUUUAUUGAAUAUCUUGCAUUAUUCGAUCCAGUCAUGAAUGAACAUUUGCAAAAAGUUAAAGAUGCUAAAUUAUUUGUUCAUUAUCUCGGCAAGGAUAUUCAGAAUGAACUUAUACAACUGCUAUCACGAGCUAUAAGAGCAAAAAUUUUGAAUAGUGCUAAAUUAGCCAAAUAUUAUUCAAUCAUAUUGGAUUGUACUCCUGACAUCAGUCAUACGGAACAAAUGACAAUUAUAAUAAGAUUUGUUGAUGUAAUGGAUGAAGAAACACAACAACCUGACGUGGUCAUACGGGAGCAUUUUCUUGGGUUUGUGCCACUACAAGAAACAACAGGUGCUUUCAUAUCAAAAACAAUCGUGGAUGAACUCGAACAAAUGGGAUUACAAAUUGAUAACUUACGAGGGCAAGGAUACGAUAACGGAAGCAACAUGAAGGGCAAAAUAAAUGGAGUUCAACGAAAAAUCAUUGAAAAAAACCCACGCGCAUUCUUUGUUCCAUGCAAUGCCCAUUCCUUGAAUUUAGUGGUGAAUGAUGCUGUGAGCUGUUCCCUAGAGGCUACAAGUUUUUUUAACAUUGUACAAAAAAUUUAUACUUUUUUCGCUGGUUCUACAAAACGUUGGCACAUUCUUCAAAAACAUGCAGCAAAUUUAACUAUCAAACCCCUGAGUGAUACACGUUGGGAAAGCCGUAUCGAUGCGUUGAAGCCGCUGCGAUUUCAAAUUUCGAAAAUAUAUGACGCCCUUAUGGAUAUUUAUAAUGACCCAAAUCCAGCAGGUUACAGUGGAAACAUCAUGCGCGUGGAAGCAAAAGGAAUUGCAGAUGGUAUAAGUACAUUUAAAUUUCUAGUGUCACUUAUUACGUGGUACAAUAUUCUUUUCGAAAUCAACAUUACAAGCAAAUUACUGCAAAAUAAGAAUGCAGACAUAUUUGUAUGUACGAAACAGCUGGAAGUUACAAAGAAUUAUCUUGUAAGUUGUCGAUCAGAUGAAAACUUCGAAAAGAAUUUAUCAGAUGCUACACUUCUGGCAAACGAACUCGAUAUUGAUGCAAAUUUUCCUAAUGCACCUAGUAGGCGAAGGAAAAUUAAAAAACAGUUUGAUUAUGAAGCCGAAGGUGUAUCAAUACAAGAUCCCAAACAAAACUAUAAAAUAUCAUUCUAUUAUAUGAUUAUAGAUAAUGCAGUAAAUGCAAUACAGGAAAGAUUUAAUCAAAUGCAAGAGUAUUGUGCUUUAUUUGGGUUUCUUUACGAUAUUUUUAACUUAAAGGAUAAAAACGAAGCUGAUAUUCUUAUGCAAUGCAAAAAGUUUGAAAGUGCCUUAACGCAUAAUUCCUGUAAAGACAUUGAUGGAGAAGACUUAUGCUGGGAACUUCAAAGUGUGUCUCGAAGACUUCCAAAAGUAAUGGGCCCAUCUGAAGUUCUUCUUUUCAUUUUAAGGCAUGAUCUCCAGAAUAGCGUUCCUAAUAUUUACGUCGCGUUAAGGAUUUUAUUAACUCUCCCUGUUUCUGUAGCAAGUGGAGAGCGCAGUUUUUCUAGAUUGAAAUUAAUUAAAACGUACUUGCGCUCAACGAUGACUGAAGAAAGAUUAGUUGGAUUAGCGACAAUAUCAAUAGAGCAAGAACUGGCUUACAAUCUGGACCUCUGUGAAUUAAUUUCAUUAUUUGCACAAGAGAAAGCACGCAAAGUAGCAUUUUAA